CAGAUCUUAUCUGAUUGACUCACUCUAUCAGCCGACACACGUAAGCUACCAUGAGCCGCCCAUCCGAGUCCGCCGAUCCGGAGGGCUGCGCUGUGCGAUUCCGUCACGGUCUUGCCGUGUCAAGGUUCUGUGCGGCGCCGACGACUAAGUAUACACACGCCUGUUUCCGGCCAAAUUUAGCACCAGAGCACGACAAAAACAGAGUCUGGCGCAGACGAAGUGUGGACACUGCACACACUGUACCGGCUAGAGGAACAUGCCAGCCCGGAGGAAAUGGACCCUCGAGGGAGAGCCGCUCCUGCUGUCCCGCGCGAGUCGGCUGGUGGUGGUGGUGGUGCCCGGAUCUAGGUCCAUUGCAUCUCGCGACGAUCUGUCUGGAUCUGAAUCUGACAUAUCCGUGUCCCCGGAGCGGGUCUCGUCCCGGCGGAGAGAGCCUCCAAAGUCCAGCCUCUGUCUCUGUCUGUCAGUCAGUGCGAAGUUCGUGGAGGAGUGGAGCUGAUGCGCACUCGACGGGGUGCCGGAGUGCAGAUCAGUAGUCGAUGGAUGGAUGUGAAAAGAAUGAAUGGAUGAAUGUAUGAGUUCG
This is a messenger RNA of Mycena citricolor, 583 nucleotides long. Lineage: Eukaryota; Fungi; Basidiomycota; Agaricomycetes; Agaricales; Mycenaceae. The record is from the annotation of a GenBank genome assembly.